CCUCUCUCUCUCUCUCUCUCUCUCUCUCUCUCUCUCUCUCUCUCUCUCUCUCUUAGUGCGCAUGCAUAUUUUAUAUGUACUGUCGCUGGAUGGAUAGGGACGGUCGAGUUAGAGAUUGUGUAAGUUUUGGUAUUAUAGAUUUCUGCCUUAUGGACAUAUAUAAUUGUUAUUAUAAUAGCGCUCGAAGCCGGCUCUUAUCGCUCUUUUUGAUAGACCAAUGUAUAUUAUAAGAUUCAUAUCUUUUUCUGGUAAAAUAAGAUUCAUGAUAUAUUUCUUACUUUGAUGAUGUAAUUACGGAAAACGAUUGGAUAAAUGGAUAUACUUUUAUCUUCAAGUUAUUUCGAAUAAUCAACAUUCCUUAAUUAAUUGUUUAGUCUUGUUUACUUGAUUACUUUUGGUUUUGUAACUACUUGUUAGUCGUGGUGACAUAACAACAUAGCGAGUAUUUAUGAUCAUAUGCAUACCUGAUUGAUUACUUAACGAAGGUUUGACAAAUAUUGACACACCGUGAAAAGAUCUUAAUUCAAUUCGGAACUCGUACGUAAAUGCUUAAAAUAAAUUUAUCAUAUUGAUUGUAAGUAAGUACCAGUUGUUUUACUCUACUGAUUUACAUGGAAAUGAGGAAAUCGAUUCUCACUUGAUGCAUUUUAACCACCAAGCACGAUUAUCCGCACAAUUUUUGGGGUAUAAAAAUCCAUCCUAGAGACAAGGCCACCUACAAAAUCAACGAGUGUUUACAAAUGGAUCGCACAUGAGUCUAUAAAGGGCUUGACCAGUCAUAGGCCCCAACACAAUAAGUAUAUAUUAAGAUGUCGUUCGUAUUAAAUAUGUGUACUAAACCGUAAUGCGGCGAUCUUUAUCAUUUUAUAUUAUUCAAAGCACUAAUUUGCACUUUGAAAGUCGCAAGAGUCACUUGCUAAGAUGGUUGCAGCAUUAAUAUGAUUAUUAUAGAUGCUUUUGGUAAUGAAGAAAAAUGAAGGCAACGAGAAAAACCGUCGUCAGUGACAACGCACGCUUGCACUUGCCAUAAGCACUCAAGUCCUUAGCUAGCUUAACCCAUCUCCACUACCAUUACUAGAAACCCAUCCCGUAAAACUCUAUAAAUAGAAACCCUCCUUGGAUCUCUUCUUUCCUCAUAUACACUCUUACCCACCGCGUUAUCUACUACACAAUUGCAACUCAUCUCUCUCCCUUUCUAUUGCCUUUCUAUACAUAGAAACUAGUUGCAACAUACUGUAACUGUAAUGGCUAAGUUGAGCUUCUCCUUAUGCUUCUUGUUGUUUCUUCUGCUAGCCUCAGUCGCCAUGGGAAGCCGUCCUCUUGAGCGGGCUCCAGUAGGGGUGAAGGUGAGAGGUCUAAACUCGUCUAUUAAGGCUAAGAGCGCGACUGCACUGGAUGGUCAAGCUUCAGGUAGCAGCAACAGCAGCCAUGGAAAAACUCCAGAGCGGUUAAGCCCUGGAGGACCCGACCCGCAACAUCAUUAGUUAUUUAGGAUUUCCUUUAUAAUCAAGUGAGUUGUUCUCAAUUUCUUUGAGAUUUGUAUUUCUUAUCAAUAAUUUGGUUGCAAUGAAUCUGUUUUUUCUUUUGUAAUAGAAUUAUGAAUUUGUGUUUGUAAGAUUAUUAUAAAGUAUAACAGUUCUGUUGAUAUAAUAUUUGAAGUUUCGUUAUCGUACGUUAGAUAUCUAAAUUUCGUUAUUUUACCUUUUUGACUAAACAAGGACCGUAUUUAUCAUCCAGUAUCCACAAUUUAUAGAAAAGAGUUUCCGUCUUUAUUUUACUACUACGGCUGUAACUGGUGAAUCAAAAAAGGAAUAAAUAGAAUAGAAAUGAAUGAAAUAACAAGAAUGAAAUGCAGUAGAAAAAUAGAAUAGAUCCAUUUCAUUUAUUCAUUGACAAAAUUGUUAUGAAAUGGUUUCCUUUGUAUUUGGUUUUUUUUUUUUUGGAAUUGAUGGAAUGGCAUUCCAUUUCAUUCAUGGUAACUGGUAAAUUUUUUUAUGAAAUUAAUGGAAUUGAUCAUUCCAAAGCAUUUCAUUCCAAAAAUAGGUAUUAUUUUGUGCAUUUACAGUAGUAUAUAGCAAACGCAAGGUAUGAGGUUGAUUUAAAUGGUCAUGCAUGUAGGAUGCUGUCGUAUGAUUACAUCGUGUUUACGUCGAUUAUGACUAGUAUGUUAAAAAAACAAAGUUAAUAACAUGGAUUUCAUGCAGUGACUGAGAUUUUUGUUAGAUUUAUUGAAAAAUAAAGACGUUUGGAAUAUAUAGUAUAACAUUUUUUUUUGUCAUCAGAAUAUAUAGUAUAACUAAUUCCCAUUAUUUGACCGGGUGAUUGUGGUCGAGUGGUAAGGAGACGGGGCUGAGACACCAACAUGUUUCAGGUUCGAUCCACCUGCUGCGCGAAACUAAGUCACAAUUAUCCUGGUCACCCAACACGGAUAUGGGCCCAUGCUUUAGGGCCCAUUUGAAUACCCGGAGAGAGGGUCUAUCCGUGGGCUGCACCUCCCCUUGGAGAUUAGUCUGGACCUCUCCAUGGGCCUGGGAUACCCCCAGGUUAAUCAAAAAAAAAAAC
Brassica rapa (field mustard) is the source of this 2562-nucleotide messenger RNA. RefSeq names its product CLAVATA3/ESR (CLE)-related protein 2-like. Gene Ontology annotation, molecular function: receptor serine/threonine kinase binding. The record is from RefSeq and is a predicted model, not a curated record. Lineage: Eukaryota; Viridiplantae; Streptophyta; Magnoliopsida; Brassicales; Brassicaceae.